UUGGGUUCAUUGUCUAUAAAAGCAAAUCAUUGAGCCAAUUUUCAUCAUAAAUCAAACAGAAACAAAAACAAAAAAUGCAACCAGGUGCAAAGUGGGAGGAAGUGAAGUCUAUAAAAAUCAAUUCAGCUGAAUUAUGGAAAUGGAAUUCCUCAAUUCCAUACUUAUACUGUGCUGUUGGGUUUAUUUGCGCUGCGAUUGCUUUCGCCAUAUUUUAUCGAUUUCAAAAUCGAGAAAAUUCUAUUUCAGUACCAGACCCAGAGCCCAUAGUACUACAGGUUGAUGAGGAAAAGAAAAUUUAUGAUGAUCAAAUGAUACGUGCAUUAGAUGCUGAGCCUAAAAUAGUGCUAGUCUUUGUUGAUUGCAUUGAUUUGGAAGCCCAACGAAAGGGGAAGGCUCAAGUCUCGGAGUAAUUGCUUGAUUAUUUGAGGCAAGUGAAUUUCUAAACCUCAAUUUAAGCUUGUAGAUGCUUGUAUUUCCGUGUUAUGUGUAUUGGAGAAUAAUGAGAAUUGGACUGAGUUACUGACUGUAUGAUCGGCCUUAAAAAUGGAGAUGACGGGUAUAAAAUGGUGAUCUAAUGACAUGUAUUGAUGGAAUUGAUAUGUUGUGAUUAUGGGUGUAUUUUUGGACAUGUGAAAUGACUAGAUUGAUGUGAGAUAGGAAAAAUUAUCGUUGUUGUCAUGUCAUAUCAUGAAUCAUAUGAACAUGAAUUGAUUGCAUUAGUUCUGACAUAUUGUGUUGAGACUGAAAAUGAUAUGAAAUAAAGGGGUCAGAUCACACGCUCCAUGGAAAGUAUUAUGAAACAAAGGGGUCGGUCACACGCUCCGUAGCAGGAUAUGUAUAUUGAGGGGACGGACCACACGCUCCGUGGCAGGUAACAUGGACAUAAAUGUCUCCCAUGGAUUCCGGACUGUAAUUCAGCGGAUGUGUACCGAUAGGACAGACGUGCAUCAUUUAAUUGCAUUGCAUCGCAUUUUGUUGAUAUUUGUGAAUUCGUGUUUACUACUUAUUGCUCUGUAUAUGUUGAAUUUGACUUGAUAUGAUUCACUUGAUAAGACUAACGAUGAAUAUUCGUGGACUGUAUUGUUAUUAUUGUAUAGAGUGUAGAGUUGAGCUGGUUUUAUGCAGAUUGUAGUUGAGGAGGUUAGGUUGGGAUGACAGGAGUAUUUGUAUCUAUCGAGCUUUGCUUAGUUUUAGUUAUCCACUUGCUGAGUACCAUGUUAUUUGAUACUCACCCCUUGCUUCUACACUUGUGUAGGUUAUGAGUCCGGACCUGUUUGAUCUCCUCGCGUUUUAUACCACAUCCGAGGCUAUCAUCUCGAGUGUUGAUGUAGUUGUUACAUCCAUCUAGCGGACACCUCUGAUUCUUUUAAUAUGCUUUAGUCCUAUUCUAGAGAUAAAGACAUUGUGACUGUAUUUUCUUUCGUACAUCGGUAAUGUAUUAGUGGCUUGUACACAUGACAACCAAUCUUGGGGGAAUUUGAGUUUGUUUUAUGUGCUUU
Messenger RNA from Solanum dulcamara, 1499 nucleotides. RefSeq lists its product as uncharacterized. The coding region runs from base 75 to 410 and encodes 111 amino acids. The record is from RefSeq and is a predicted model, not a curated record. NCBI's taxonomy places the organism in Eukaryota, Viridiplantae, Streptophyta, Magnoliopsida, Solanales, Solanaceae. The transcript is spliced from 2 exons.